This is a messenger RNA of Daphnia pulicaria, 1608 nucleotides long. RefSeq names its product stimulator of interferon genes protein-like (gene Sting). Lineage: Eukaryota; Metazoa; Arthropoda; Branchiopoda; Diplostraca; Daphniidae. Gene Ontology annotation, biological process: reticulophagy; positive regulation of type I interferon production; positive regulation of macroautophagy. Gene Ontology annotation, cellular component: autophagosome; endoplasmic reticulum membrane. Bases 236 to 1399 code for a protein of 387 amino acids. The transcript has 9 exons. Gene Ontology annotation, molecular function: cyclic-di-GMP binding; 2',3'-cyclic GMP-AMP binding. The record is from RefSeq and is a predicted model, not a curated record.
GUAUCGUUUUGCGGUUGUUUUCCUCCCCAAAGGGAACCCCCUUGACCCUUAUCACAAUGCCUUAUCAAAAAAAACUUCUCUCUCUCUGUGUUUGCUCCAGUUGAAGGCAAGACAUUGAACAAGACAUUGGCAUUGGCAAGACUGAAGCUUCAUAUUGAAAAGCCAGAAAAUCCGACGUUUCCAUUUUUUCGUUGGUAUGUUCAUCAACGUAUAGAGUACUCAAAGUAAUAGGAUCAUGGGAUCACUAGGUAUGGCUGCUCAGGUUGAUUUUUUAAAUCAUCAUACAGCAGUGCAUUCUAGCAAGCACAAAAAUAAACAGAAGCACAACAAUAAUGCAGCUUCUCAAUCUUGUGGAUUACCUAAAAGCCGUGGUUACACAGCUGAAAUUCUAGCCUUCUUAAUAGGUUCUGGAUUUCUAUUUAUUGCUUUUGUAUUUCCUCCUGUGGAACAUCAGGGGCAUGGUUCUCAAGGAAUUGCUGUCCAGGUUGGUCUACUCCUUUGGUUUGGGAUGACAUUUGUAAUGGCUGAAAUUAUCCGACGUAUCUGCCUCUUUUCUGAAGAGGUUCAACACCUAAAUUCCCGAUACGACCGGUCAAUGUCUCGUGUUGUACUACACGUUUUUAAUUUACGAAACUCCGCCAAUUUCUUCACUGUUGUCAUUCUACUUUCUUUAUUAUUUAUCAGCUCAUCAGAUCCCAUGGUGAUGACUGAAAUUGGCUCUCAUUGGCCGACAUCAUUUGGACUUUGCGGACUUUAUCUUAUCUCCAAUUCCGUAGUUAAACUUCCAGAAAAUCUUGUUGACUGUGAGGUUUUGCUUGAUGAUCGCGUAAUGGCCAUCGGGCAUGGAUUGGCAUAUUCGUAUUAUUACGGAUUUCUCAGAAUAAUUCUACCAGCUACCGAAAAUAGUCAAAGUAUCAGAGAUCGAGCAUCACAUUUUGAGUUCGAAGAAAAAAUCCAGUUAGCAUCCAAAAAGAUGCUAAUUUUGAUUCCUGAUUCAUGUUUCUGUACUCCAAGUUUCCAGGACAUGGCGCCAUGUGGACAGAUCGAGCGAGUCAAAACGUUGGAAGACGUUAUCAUUUCUAGGGCUGGAAUGAGAGGUCGCCCUUACACAGCUACCGUCUAUUUAAUUCAACCAGAAGGGACAACAACUCCUGUCUAUGUCAUGAUGGAAAUGCCAUCUAUUCUGUAUGUUCUCCAUGAAAUGAACACGUUCGGACAGAAAAAUUCAAAACUUUCAGCUUUUGAGCGAACACAGCAGGCUCAAGCUUUUUGCCGAGUUCUAGGUAGGCUACUUGAAGAGGAUCCUAGCUGUAAGGACAUGUAUGAAAUCAUUUACUUUAAAGAUCAAAACGUGAAUUUGGCAAAAAUGAUUUACGACUAUGUGCAAAAUAUGGAGUAGGGGGUUGUUCCAUUUUCUACGCGAUAUGUCGGUUAAUUGAUUAAAUUAUGAUCAAUUCCAAAACCAUUCUGUCUGUCUCUGUGCUGUUUUGUUUUCAUUAUCGAGCUUUGUUGUUUUGGUUUUACGUACCGUUGACCAUUUAUAACUGAAUGAGACUGUAAUAAUUACAACUACAAAAUUUACCAUCCAUAAUGAUCGCAAUUGCGAAA